ACCGAGAGACAGACAGCAAACAGAGCUUGUGGAGACUUAUAGAGGAAUAACAGGAAAUAACGAAUCUCUUCUAAGUGUUGCAGCUCAAGGUAUAAGAAAAUGUGUAAAGGAUUAGCUGCAUUACCUCAAACUUGUCUUGAAAGGGCUAAAGAGAUCAAGUCAAAGUUGGGAGUUUUACUCCAGAAGCCGGAUAAUGCCAUCGACCUCAUCAUCCCGUACCCGGAGAAGGUUGACAAGAAGCCGGAAAAGUUGCAAAAGCCUACUCCUGAAGAGGCUGCUCAGUGGCGCGAGAGUCUGGAUCGAGUCCUGAACAACAACUAUGGUCUGGCUGCUUUCCGCAGUUUCCUUCAGUCUGAGUUCAGUGAUGAGAACAUCGAGUUCUGGAUGACCUGUGAGGACUUCAAGAAGACCAAGAAUCCUGUAAAAAUGGCUGCCAAGGCCAAAAGGAUCUAUGAGGACUUCAUCCAGUCAGAGGGACCUAGAGAGGUGAACAUUGACCACUUCACCAAGGAUGUGACCCUGAGGAACCUGGUAGCUCUCUCAACUUCCACCUUUGAUCUGGCCCAGAAGAGGAUUUACGCCCUAAUGGAGAAAGACUCCUUUGGUCGUUUCCUCCGCUCUGAGCAGUACCAGGAGCUUCUGGGCAACUAAGCUUAAUAGAGUCCAUGGAGGUGGCGAUAUUUGAAACAGCAAUUGAUAUGUAACAGUUAAACAAAAUUCACUAAUUUGGUUAAAGCAAAUAUCAAUAAAAUGCCCCUGCAUUACACAAAUUGAAGAAUUUGGCACCUCCAAAAAUCAGGUUUCAAAAUUUGGCUCCAAGUUUAAAUAAAAUGACAAACUGCAUCUUGAAAUAGCUCCAUCUCCCCACAUUACACAAAUGUUCCUGAAUUUCUAUCUGAAUUAGGACCGCUGAAAAUGUUGACAUAACUUUUUAUUGUUAAAGUUAAUAAUCAAAGUAGUAAACUGAAACAAAAGGUAUUAAUGCUGGAACAUUUUCACUUUUCAAUUAUCUGACAAUCAGCUUCUUCACCUUGGGGUACAUUUUUAGGGAAAGCUUCUGAAUUCAUUGUUCAAUUAGGAUAGAACGUAAAAUACAAUUUUGCCUCAAGAUACUGACAAUUAAAAAGUUAUAUCAAUGAGCAAAACCCAAGGAACUGAUUUGCUUUUACUAUGAAAUUUCACUGAAUACUUUUUAACUGAACAAAGAAAACAAAUUGCCAAAUUCUUUACACUUUUCUUGAAAACAAAUUAUGAAUCUAAUAUCGUCCUUUGCUUUUAAUGUUUUCUCUCAAUCAAUAUAUAUUGUUAUGAUUUAUUUUGGCCUGUCAUGCAAAGUAGAUCGCCAACAAUAUACAAUCUUAGUGUAUGCACCUGGGCCUGUUAAGUACUAUUAUCUACAUAAUGAUGGCAGUCAAAUUAUUUAAUAUGUUUCACGAUUGAUGUGACAUUUAAAACAUGUUUGCACCACAAAUCAAAUCAUAAUCCCAGAGGAAAGUAACUUCUAAGACUUUCUGAUGUCUAUAAUAAUGAUUUUUGGUUGUGAACAUCUAUCAAAAUCAUGUCAACAAAACCUGAGACAAUGGCCUGAACCUUUUGGGACACAGAUGCAACAUCAACAAAGACUUCAGAUUCCUAUUCAGUUUUAUUUUGUGGCAGAUAAGUAACGGAAAUAACAUUAUUUAACAAGCAAAAACUAUAUGCAAGCAUAUCCACAAACACUUAUAUUUUUACUUUCAGCAUAGUGAAUGACCAAAUCAUUUUAAACAAAUGGUGGCCAGUUUUAAUCAUCUACAUCUUUAAUCAAGAAAAAUGCAGUAUUCUGAAGCUGAAUGUAAGCCUGAAUUUUGCUUUUGUGAUUUUAUCAAGCUUCAUCAAACAAAUAUUUUACUGCUUUGCAGUGCCUGAAAGAAUGAUGGUUCUGUAAGAGAGACUGUGAAGGAAAGCUGUUACAAAGUCAAGGGCAGAAACAUUUCAAAUCAUUUGUCUUUUUAAUAAUUUAUUAUAAGAGUGAAGUUGUUUCAGUAAUCAUUUUCCACAAGUUUUUCUGUUUAUCCAAAUCACUAUUUCUCUUUCCCAUUAAUAGGACUUUUGGAUUAUUACCAAACCCACCUUUUGGUUGUAAUUCCUCCCGUUGGAGAACAGUUCUGACUAGUUGGCUCAGUGGUGAAGCUCUUUGGUUGCCACUAAAAUGCAAGUUGCUAAGAUGGGAAAAACAAGUAGGAGGGAAUCUCAGUUUUAAAAAAAGGAAUAAACAGUGCUGUGGGUUUAUAUGAAGAAAGCUAUUUUUAUUUUCCCAUUUGAUAAUACCAAAGCUUUACUGUAAGUAUCCAUUCUGGUCCCUAAAAAUGUCCAGUUAAUGCAGCACUUAACCAUGCCCUGAUGUGCAGACAAUUUUCUAGCUUUUGGCUUCAAAGAACAAUUCCAAUUUAUUAUGUUAGCUUUAAUGCUAAUAUGAACACUUGUGGGAGAAAUACAACAAAAAAUGCUUACAUAUUGCUUUCACGUUAUUUCCACAAUUAUGUAUUCAUACAGCAUUUACAACCACAAGCUAUUCAUCAAUCUUUUAAGCUACAAAUCACCGAGGUACACUUGGUCAAGAUAAACGCAAGUGAUGGUGGAGAAGUUGCUGUUAGAGUGCAAUGUUUAAGUGUCAAAUGAUUUGUAUUUAGUUAAAUGUAGCAAACAUUAAGUGUGAUUAAAUGUACUCCUUUUUGCUUAUACAUUUAGAAAAUCAUUAUGUUUAACCAGCACAGAAACAAAUCUAUAUAUUCAGCAUUUUAAACCCUUAUUGUUUAUAUGCAAAUAUAGCACACUAACUUGAGGGGUUAUAUUUUCAAAACUUUUCAGUUCAUUCAUUUACUUUUAAAAUUAAUUUUCUAAAUUGCACUGGAUGCACAGUAUGAAAAUGCUCAAUUUAUUUUACUUUGGAGAGCAUUGACAGGGUCUAUUGUGGCACAGAUUGACCAGUCUGGUGUUACAACCCUACAAGGUCUACAAGUGGAAAAUCAUUAUAUAACUAAAGUGUAAAACAAAAUAAGGGCUUUAACAGUACUGAAUAUGUGUUAUUGCAUGUAGCCUUGCAUGUAUGUUUUGUAGUGGAUCACAUAAAAUAUAUAUAUGCAUACAA
Messenger RNA from Girardinichthys multiradiatus, 3127 nucleotides. RefSeq names its product regulator of G-protein signaling 5-like. The transcript has 5 exons. Bases 100 to 651 code for a protein of 183 amino acids. The record is from RefSeq and is a predicted model, not a curated record. NCBI's taxonomy places the organism in Eukaryota, Metazoa, Chordata, Actinopteri, Cyprinodontiformes, Goodeidae.